AGUUUAGUUUCAGGGCUUUGGAUUCAGAGAAUGGCACCAGGAGGCUGGAUGGGACGGCACACUCUAUGGAGCAUCUCAUGGGAUUAUGAGCCACAGAUUUUCAGACUUUUAUGCAACUAAUGAAAUAUCAGCAAAUACCUUUUGAUGUUUAGGAACAUUUUUUUUUUUCUGGGCUAAUUUUCCCUCCGUUAUUCUCUACUUUUAAGGACUUUGUGGAAUCAAGCAGGUCGAAACCAGGAGUAUUGCUUUUUCCUAAAGACUUUCACCUGGGACUGUGGAGGCUAUGGUAGGCCUUUAUGCAGGCGAUAUAUAGUGGCCUAUUUAAAUUGUCAAGUUUGAGUGCCCAGCUGAACUGUCGUCCGUGUUACAUUCAGGGAAACAACUGAAACACUUUCGCUCUGCUGAGUUUUUGUUUAGUACAUGGCUUCAAGAUCGUCAGAGCAUUAUGUUUCUCAGCGGAUGGAGACUCUGGGCACAUAGUGGACAUGAGAUCGAGAUAAGACAUCAUCUGAGGUGUUGCUUUUAGUUGUCACGCUCUUGCUGUCUAAAAUUGGAAACACUUUCCCAAGUUGUAACUUUAGUAUUCAAAACUCUCACAAUGAACAAAGAUCUUCGUCUUCCCAGGAAGACAAUGCAGAUGAACUACUCGACGCGACGGCACUCAUGCAUUGGUUUUGAUGUUGAGAAUGGGCUGUCGGUGGGUCGCAGUCCUCUGGAGUCCCAGGCCAGUCCAGGCUCCAGCCGUGUGCUACCGGCCAAUUUCCCUCACAGUCAGCGGCGGGAGUCAUUCCUGUAUCGCUCGGAUUCCGACUUUGACCUUUCACCCAAGGCCAUGUCCCGAAACUCAUCCACUGCCAGUGAGCUGGAAGAGAGUUUGAAGCACUGGGAAGUCAACUGGCUCAAUCGACAUGGAGAAGACAUGAUAGUUACACCAUUCGCACAGGUCCUUGCCAGCUUGAGGACAGUGCGGAGCAACUUUGCCGUUUUGACCCAUCAGCAAGACCGUGUCCCGAGCAAGAGGUCCACUGGAAACUACCCACCAUCCAUGUGCAAGACAAGCCUACCAGAGGAGCCGUUUCAGAAGCUGGCAGUGGAGACUCUGGAUGAGUUGGACUGGUGUCUCGAACAGCUUGAGACUCUCAAGACACGCCACUCAGUCAGUGAGAUGGCAUCCAACAAGUUCAAAAGGAUGCUGAAUCGAGAGCUAACCCAGUUGUCAGAGACUAGCAAGUCAGGAAACCAAGUCUCAGAGUUCAUCUCAAGCACCUUCUUAGAAAAGCAACAUGAUAUGGAGAUUAUGUCCCCAUCAACCAAAGAGAAGGAGAAGAAAAAGCGGCUCAUGUCUCAGAUCAGUGGAGUGAAGAAACCCACACACAGCUCCAGCGUCGCAGCUUCCAGCAUCCCACGCUUUGGCAUCAGCACUGACCAGGAAGAUCUGCUGGCCAAGGAGUUAGAGGACUUUGACAAAUGGGGUGUGGAUAUUUUCAAGAUAUCCAAGUAUUCUGGCAACCGACCGCUAACAGUAGCGAUGUACACAACAUUUCAGGAAAGAGACCUGUUGAAAUCCUUUAAAAUUCCCGUAGACACAUUCAUUACCUACAUGAUGGCUUUGGAGGAGAACUAUCACUCAGAUGUGUCAUACCAUAACAGCAUCCAUGCAGCUGACGUGGUCCAGUCCACCAAUGUCCUGCUGUCCACCCCUGCCCUGGAGGCUGUGUUCACCGACCUUGAGAUCUUGGCCGCAAUGUUUGCUAGUGCAAUACAUGACGUGGACCACCCUGGAGUGUCCAACCAGUUCCUCAUCAACACAAACUCAGAGUUGGCUCUCAUGUACAACGAUUCCUCUGUUCUGGAGAACCACCACCUGGCUGUUGGCUUCAAACUGCUGCAGGAAGAAAACUGUGACAUUUUCCAGAACCUGACCAAGAAACAGAGGCAGUCUCUACGCAAAAUGGUCAUUGACAUGGUACUAGCCACUGAUAUGUCAAAGCAUAUGAACCUGUUAGCGGAUCUCAAGACCAUGGUCGAGACCAAGAAGGUGACAAGUCUGGGUGUGCUAUUGUUAGACAACUAUUCUGAUCGCAUACAGGUUCUUCAGAACAUGGUGCAUUGCGCUGACCUGAGCAACCCAACAAAGCCCCUGGAGCUGUACCGUCAGUGGACCGAUCGCAUCAUGGUGGAGUUUUUUACUCAGGGGGACCGAGAGAGAGACAAGGGCAUGGAGAUCAGCCCCAUGUGUGACAAACACAAUGCUUCCAUUGAGAAAUCACAGGUGGGCUUUAUUGACUACAUCGUGCACCCACUGUGGGAGACCUGGGCGGAUCUGGUUCACCCUGAUGCCCAGGAGAUUCUCGACACGCUGGAGGACAAUCGUGAGUGGUACCAGAGCAUGAUCCCUCACAGUCCCACUUCCACCCCUGAGGAAAAGGGCGGUGUGGUUGGGAUGGGAGCGAUGGGUGGAGGCAUCGCCGCAGCGGGGGAGAAAUUCCAAUUCGAACUGACCUUAGAAGAGGAAGGGGAGUCUGACGUUGAAAGUCCGGUGGACGAAGAAUUCCCCACCAUUGCACAGGAUUCCUCCUGGACAGAUCCAGAAAGCAAACAUCCGUCUUCGGCUCCCCGCACACAUCACACCAACCUGACCGCCCGCUCCCCUGGCUGCAGGACAAUGUCUUUUAAGAUUGGUGAGCCGCCAGACAGUGAAGAUGAAGAUAGAGAACUUGACCAAGAAGGGAAAAGCGUAUCGUGCCUGCGCCUGGGAACAUAACACUAGUGCACUUUUUCGUUUAGUUUUCGGUUUCUUUCGUACCUCCUCUUCACCACCUCCCUAUCCCUCUCCAUCCCGUUCUCUUAGCUUCCUCGGGCAGAGGCGACGCAGUGCAGGAGAGCAAAGGAUAGGUGGGAAAGCUUCCAUGGGACGUUUUUUUUUUUAUACAGUAGUCACCUUGCACUGGAGAGAGCUCCUACUCUACAGACUGUCAAACCAUGAAGCUUUCUUAAAACGUUCUCAACAGUUUGAUGGCUUCGGGAUGCUGGAAACUGCCUGUGUUGUAUGGACAGAGAAAAUGUACUCAAAUGUCUUCCUGUGACAUCCCAGGUUUAAAGUUAACAAACAAGUGGACCUUUAAGAGCCGUCCGAACAUAUUGAUUGAUAAACAGGACACUUUUUAUGUGAGACGUAUGUGCACUAAAAUGUUUUUUAAAAGAUACACUGUUGACUUAAAGCUGAUCUAUUAUUAGCUGAACAAAAACAACCUAACCUUAACACAACAGAACAUCUCAGGAUUCAACGAAACGAUUGCUUUCAUGUAGCAAACAGCUUGAGGGUACCCACGGUGUCUUCCUUGGACCGCUAAAAACAUCUGUAGACUGAAGUCGAGCCAUGAUUGUUAUCUUUUGUAUUUGUAUGUGACGCCACCUAGUGCUUAAUAGUGGAACUGGAGCCACAUUUAUAGGAUUUACCACUCCAGCUGAACACCAUGGCUUUGUAUUGUUGUUCCUUUGCACAGAUGAAACUCAUUUGACUAUUAUAAUUUUAACUUAAAACCCUCCUCACAUUUAUUUGUAGUAUUGCUGCUUUAAUUUAUGACAUUCACAUGGUUUACAUAUGCUUCUUUAUUUUUCGUUUCUUUUUCUGUUCUGCUUCAUCCAAAGCAUGAACGUAAGCAUUAAUACGUUGUGUCUCACUGUUUUAAAUUGGCUUGCUUAGGUAGACAUCUUUGUCAUUACCAAACGUUGCUCCAUCAUUAAGGGCUGGAGUCAUUAUUAGCGUUCAGAAGACUAUGACUGGCUGUGGUCAGCAGGGUAACCAGCAUGUGUACGUACCCUGCAAGGUGGUCUCUGGAAGGCUGAGCUAGAACGGAAACCCAGAUUAGCUGUGUAGGAAGUGAUCUGUGUCCUUAAACCACAUCUGUACUUUCUCUCUCUGUUUCUGUGCUGGUCACACUGAAAAAUAUGAGGUAUAUUAACAUCUGUACAAAUCUAUGUCUAAACAGAAGUGAGCAAUUUGUUCUGAAACAAGAGCUGAACGCUGCAAGAGAAAUUCAGUUGUCUAACUCUAAAGCCAAAGUUCGUUUUCCGUGCCAGACCGUUUAUGUUCUGUUGUUUUUGGCGAUUGAUCAGUGCUCUGCUCUUCACAGGGACAUAGCCAAUGACAGUACAAGUGCCAAGCAAGCAUGAUCCAUGCUGUACUGUAAUUUCCAUUGUGCCACUGGCUAAUUUCCAUCAUGACAUCUACUACUGUCAGUAACGUACUGAUUGGAUAAUUGAGUUGUCUUUCUUCUAUAUUCAAAACUGUUGUUUUGUCAAACUUUUAUUUAAGAUUAUUCAUGAUAAAUAACAGGUUUCAUAAGUCUUUCUGGCGCAAUGUGCUCAUUGUAAGUCAGAUUUUUUUUGUGUCCUUUUUAUACCAUGGUAUGAAUUUUAAUAUUGGAGACAGUGAAUCUUUGUAUGUAAACGGGGCUUUUAAUUAUUGGCUAUUUGUUCAUUUUAAUGUCAGUCUGUGCUUUUAACGGCAAUGUUUCGUGUGGUGAAAGAAAUGCUGAGUGGCCACGCAAAGUUUCGCCUGACUGUACGACGCACACCUGUGUUUGGUCUCAUUCUGUCGCAGAUCUGACAAUCCCAACAGUACUGUUUACCACUACAACGCUGUUACUAAUGUGGCUGUGAUUUGUUUUCCUGUUCCCAAUGCCAAUAAACAAAGAAAUAU
Molecule: messenger RNA, 4705 nt
Organism: Pimephales promelas (fathead minnow)
Lineage: Eukaryota; Metazoa; Chordata; Actinopteri; Cypriniformes; Leuciscidae
Source: RefSeq, a predicted model, not a curated record